AUGGCGGUCAGGGAGGAAGAAUCGGAGUACGAGAGCGAUCCCGAGGACGCGCCGUUGCCAAGGAUGCGUCGGAGGGAGGCAAGCGACGACGAGGAAGGGGAAGGAUACGAUAGGCGGGGGAAAUUUGUCGCGGGAGACCAGGAGUACUACGACGUCGAGGAGGAAGAACUGGCGGGCGAAGUAGAGGAAUUCGUUGCUGUAGAAGGAAUGAUGGAAGGAAAAGGAGCGAAUAUGGGGGUUGUUCCAGUGGGCAAAGGUCCUAGGGACUUGGGAAAGUCGUCGGUUCCUGAUGGCGAUGGGCAGGCGUUUCUUGGGACUUCAGAAGAAAAUGAAGACAAAGAACCUGUUGAAGAGGAGGCGAAGGAGAAUGAACCUUAUGCUGUGCCGACUGCUAGGGCUUUCUACAUGCACGAUGAUCGGUUCCAGGACAAUGGCAGGGGUCGCCGAAGGCGUAUGUUUGGUGUCCAAAAGUUGUGGGAUUCUAAAGAUGAACGUGCUUGGGUACAUGAUAGAUUUGAAGAAAUGAAUCUGCAGGAUGCACAAAAUCAUGAGGUACUUUCUUUCCAAUAUUCUUAUUAUGUAAACCAACCUUUGAGGUUCUAA
Zingiber officinale is the source of this 603-nucleotide messenger RNA. RefSeq names its product protein MLN51 homolog. Gene Ontology annotation, molecular function: mRNA binding. Gene Ontology annotation, biological process: mRNA processing. The transcript is spliced from 3 exons. The record is from RefSeq and is a predicted model, not a curated record. The coding region runs from base 1 to 603 and encodes 200 amino acids. NCBI's taxonomy places the organism in Eukaryota, Viridiplantae, Streptophyta, Magnoliopsida, Zingiberales, Zingiberaceae. Gene Ontology annotation, cellular component: exon-exon junction complex.